Messenger RNA from Sarcophilus harrisii (Tasmanian devil), 3130 nucleotides. It is a transcript of the gene BCKDK, whose product is annotated as branched chain keto acid dehydrogenase kinase. Lineage: Eukaryota; Metazoa; Chordata; Mammalia; Dasyuromorphia; Dasyuridae. The record is from RefSeq and is a predicted model, not a curated record. Gene Ontology annotation, molecular function: pyruvate dehydrogenase (acetyl-transferring) kinase activity. The transcript is spliced from 12 exons. Gene Ontology annotation, biological process: regulation of glucose metabolic process; protein phosphorylation. Gene Ontology annotation, cellular component: mitochondrion. Bases 519 to 1751 code for a protein of 410 amino acids.
CCGGAUAGAGGACACCGGGGAGUCCCCUGCCUCCCAUCCCCCAAGUUUGAUUGGUCAUGGAUGACCAGGCCCCCCCCAUCCCCUCUGCUGGGUCAUUUUUGUAUCUGAUCUUUUGUGCAUAGAUCCUCUUUGAGGGCUGUCAGCGUGGUUGGUGCUUUUCUGCCAGGGUCCAGCCUACCUGUCCUCAGGAGGCUGCCUGUCACCAAGCUGCUGAAGUUUGUUUCCUGCAGAAGGGGAAAGAAGGGUCAGCCCUUGCCCAACUCCUUACUCUACCUCCUCCAGCAUCAGAAAUUGCUCUUCUAGGAAUUGGGGCCAAGAGAUACCUCUAGUAGGGAAAUCUGUCUAAUUUGGGAACCCAAUAUGGGAGUGGGUCUACGAGGCCUACCCUUUGUUUCCUGUCCUCCCCCCCUAAAUCUCAGGUAAGCCAGCUCCCCCUAGCCUCCACCCAGUCAAUUUUGACCCACCUCCUGGGUUCCUUUGGAGGCCCAUCAAGAAGAUAAACAGGUGGGGAGAGGACAAUGCUCUUAGCAUCAGUGCUGGGGAGUGGCCCCCGUGGGGGUUCCCCACUCUGGCCACUGGCUUCCCCGGCUCUUCGAUUCUGGUCUACUUCGGCCACUGACACCCAUCACAUGGAACUGGCCAGAGAGCGAUCCAAGACUGUCACCUCUUUCUACAACCAGUCAGCCAUUGAUGCUGCAGCUGAGAAGCCUUCUGUCCGUCUUACUCCAACCAUGAUGUUGUACUCAGGCCGUUCCCAGGAUGGCAGCCACCUGCUGAAAAGUGCCCGUUACCUACACCACGAGCUCCCUGUUCGUAUAGCUCAUCGUAUCAAGGGCUUCCGAAGUCUGCCUUUCAUCAUUGGCUGCAAUCCUACCAUUCUCCAUGUGCAUGAACUCUAUAUCCGAGCCUUCCAAAAGCUGAGUGAAUUUGCCCCGAUAAAGGACCAGGCAUCUGAGGCUCAGUAUUGCCAGUUGGUCCGUCAACUCCUAGAUGAUCACAAAGAUGUGGUAACUCUUCUGGCUGAGGGACUUCGAGAGUGCCGGAAGCAUAUCCAGGAUGAGAAACUGGUCCGAUAUUUCUUGGACAAGACACUGACGUCACGGCUGGGAAUCCGUAUGUUGGCCACCCAUCACCUGGCUCUGCAUGAGGACAAGCCCGACUUUGUGGGGAUCAUCUGUACUCGACUCUCUCCAAAGAAGAUCAUUGAGAAGUGGGUGGACUUUGCCAGGAGGCUGUGUGAACACAAGUAUGGAAAUGCCCCUCGAGUUCGGAUCAAUGGCCAUGUGGCUGCCCGGUUCCCCUUCAUCCCAAUGCCCCUGGACUACAUUCUUCCUGAGCUGCUGAAGAAUGCUAUGAGGGCCACAAUGGAGAGCCAUCUAGACACUCCAUACAAUGUCCCGGAUAUUGUCAUCACUAUUGCCAACAAUGAUAUCGACCUUAUUAUCAGAAUUUCAGAUCGGGGUGGGGGCAUCGCUCACCACCACUUGGACAAAGUGAUGGAUUACCAUUUCACUACGGCUGAAGCCAGCACUCAGGAUCCCCGAAUCAGUCCGCUUUUUGGUCACCUGGAUACAAACAGCAAUGGCCAGUCAGGACCUAUGCAUGGGUUUGGUUUUGGUCUUCCUACAUCCAGGGCCUAUGCAGAAUACUUAGGUGGUUCCCUUCGCCUCCAGUCCUUGCAAGGGAUCGGCACAGAUGUCUACCUACGACUUCGGCAUAUUGAUGGCAAGGAAGAGAGCUUCCGGAUCUGACCCAUCUAGCCUGCCCUUGCUCGGGCCCUUCCCCGGGACUUGCCAGGGGAAGCUGCCUGCUUUUUUCCCUCUUCUCACCAUAAUACUGUUAAGUCCCCCCCAUUCCUUCCAGGUCUUGCAAAUUGGUCUGCAGUAUUCAGAGCCAGGAGCUCCCCUCAGGACCUUUGUUAAUGGCUUGUCAGGAAUCUCUGAACCUUUUUUUCCUUGCUGUUUAACCUUGGACUCUGGGUAAUCAGGACUUAGACUCCCAGCUCCCCUGAGCCCAGUAGACCAGGGUUGGUAACUCAAGAAUUUCUACCCGUCAGCUACUGCAAUUCUUCCUUUCAAAGCCUUCCUCAUUUUUCCUGUCUUCUCUGCCUCUGGCUUUUUGACCCAGAGCUGUAGAUGAUGGGGUAGAGGGAGCUUUGGAGGCCCCAGAGGCCUUCGUCAUACAUGUUGUUGGGGAAGUGGGCUUGGGGGUCCUUGAAUCCCCAUUCCCCUCCCCAUCCACUGCUGUGUUUGUAAUAUUAAAGUGCACAUUUUGAAAGCCCCUCCCCCAGGGCACGGUGUGUGUGUCCUGGCUGGCUGGAGGACAGCCAGACUUUCCUGUCUGUCUUCCCAGGACAAAGCUGGGGGUCACUUUGUCUUUUUCCCCUUGUCCACAGACAGGUAGGUCUGGCUGGGGGUGGGACACAUUUUCCUUUUCCAAGAGAUCAAUGGAGAUAGCAACCAUCCAUUUCAUAGGAUUUAGAGCUGGAAAGAGACCACCUAAACAAACCCCACCUCAUUUUACAGAUAACUGAAACCCAGAAAAUAGUGACUUGUCUUAAGACCAUCUAUGGUAGCAAGUAACAGAAAGAUUUGAACUCUUUUCUGAUCUGAAAUCCAGUUCUUUCUGGGUUUUUCUUCUGUCAUAACUAGGCCAUCUUCCCUAAAUUCUAAGCGUAAUUCUGGGAUCUUCUCUAUUUUUGUUAGUUCCUUUGUGGGGCCAGAGACCUGUUGGAAGUGAGGUCUUCAGUUUAGCUUUUCCAAAAUAGGAAUAACUGUCGAUUAUGACAUAUCCUCGGGCUGCUCUUAUUUCCCCAAGCCUCCUUAUUUCUAUUUCCUUUCGGCUGUCCAAGGUUAGUGAGGUCAUAGGGUGCCUGAUAUUCUGAACCCAGGUGGCUGUUAAAAAUACUCACACUCAGCUGGGUUGUGACACCCAGGUUGGCCUCCUGCCUGUUAUGAGUCCUGGCCAGCAGACUGCCAGCUACAGGGUACUUAGGAACUUUGACCAGGCCCAGAAGACAAGGAGGAAAGUGUGGGGGAUAGAGGAAAGUUGGGAUGGAAGUGGCAAGAAAUCUGGAUUUUAAAUGACGCACUAGACACACCCAUAAGUAAAGAGGAAAUGUGGCAAUGUA